AUGUUCCACGAUCUUGGUCCCGUUUACAAAGAAGACUUGAUGUUUAGGCCCACCAUGACGGUGCACGUUAAAGACCCGGACGAUUUUGAGAAGGUUUUUCGGGCAGAAGGAAAAUACCCGCGUAAGUUGAUCUUAGAUUUUUCUGUCGGGCACCGCAAACGAAGGAAUCGUUGGCCAGGCAUAAUUCAAGUGUAAGUAACAAUGUUCUUUUUGCUUGGAAAGAAUUAAAAUUUGUAUUCUAUCAGAAUUUAUUACAUGCCUGCCACCGAUGAAGCGAAUCCGCUCAGUUUUCUUCAUUUCACUUUAUGUAUGGGUUAACCCCUAUAAAUAUUCAUUCUUUAUUCGCAUAUUGAAAGAAUGAAAUAAUUUUAAGCGCAGUAUGUGGGUGAAGCAGAAUCUUUUAAACUGUUUAAAGCUAGGUUAAAGUCUUUUUUAAAUAUGUAAGUAUGUAACUAGAGAAUACGUGAAUAGUGAUAGGUAAUAAUUCAACGUUUUUUUUAUUUUUAUUUAGGAAACGUUGGCGUUGACCUCGUGUUUCUUUUUCUAGCCUGCGAGCAAGCUCUCCGGGACGCGGAGAGCUUGCAUCACAGCCUUUUCGUGAUGUUUUUUUUCUCGUUUUUGUAUUUUUACACACUUUUGUUUAUUGUUUAACAUCAUGAAUAAGCCACACGUUAUUGUAUUGUAUAACGGCUGUGCAUAAAAUAACAAAAAAUAACACUUUUAUACGCAGCACCAACACUUUCAUACACAGCUUUGUAUAACUACCGGAGCGGCAAGAUGUGCCUAGCCCGCUCGGAAUUAUUUCUUGCAUCUGUCUCGCAAGAGACGAGAUGGCUGGAAAUUGGAACCUUGAUCUAUUUUGCUCUCUUAUAUUGAUUUCCGUCCUCAACAAUGCAAGAAAAAAAACUUAACCAAUAUCCAGCAGUGUUGAGUUCACGGUUGGUCAAUAAAGCAUAAUUAUGCAAAUAAAUGUUAGCUCCAAAAACUAUGAAAGCAGCGGCACGUAGACUCGUAGACCAAAAACCUUAAAGAAAGACUAUCUAUGCGGUAACCUUUCUUCCCAGAGCCAGAUAUGGACGAGAACUAUAUGUUUGCCUUCAUCUUAAAAUGGGCAGACAAACACAUACAUAAAUGAGUGAGAACGAUUCGGAAACCUCUUUGAUAGCUCUUUCGCACGUGUUGCGGACUAGUUUUUCUUUAGUUUACAAUACAGAGUUUGACUUUUUUGCUAAAAAUUUUAUUCGUGUAGCCGUAGUGGGGAACAAAUAGUUAAUUCGGUCUCAAUUUAACCUUCGGACGUAUACGCAAAUUCAUAUCCCCGCGGUGGUACAAGGGGGGGGUUGGAUGGUACCCCUCCUCAGAGUUUUUGAUAUGUUGCAGUAUUUCGAAAAGAUUUUGCCUUUAGUGGAAAGCCUUUGAUCUUCUCAACAAGAUGAGGUAUAUUUUAUGGGUAGUGGCGCUGCUGGAGGCCUGUGACGUCACCAACAAUGGUCACCAUCUUGGCCGCCAUCUUGGAUUUUACCAAGAAUUAGAACUCGAGUUUUAAAAAAAUCGCGAGAAAUGGCAAUUUUUUGUGCUUGACAUGGAAAUUAACACAUAAAUAAGCACUUUGCAUGACUUAAGCCACAAGAUUUACUUUUAUUGUUGAAAGAAAUUGAACAAACAUGUAUUUUGACCCAAAAUGGCUUUACCAUCUGUUACUUAUGACGUCAUAUUUCGUAACCAUAGACAAUCGCUGAACUUGGCUCAAAAUGUGCGCGAGGGAUAAACGAACAGCUAGUGAAAACGUCAGUUUUCCCAGCACACACAACCUGCUACGACAGCGAAUACCACACGGAGGUUGUCUGCAUAUUAUAAAGACAUCCUCUAAAACUACUUAAAAUUGAAAGAGUGUUUUAAUCUGUCAUUUUAGCUGAAACUAUUGCCUCUUGAGUCAUUUUCAACGAGUUUCAGUCUUGGCUAAGGCUUUUUUGACCGUUGUAUGGAUUUCUCUGGACUUUUUUAUUCCUUUAUAUGUCUAAUCCGAAAAUACGCAUGCUCACCAAUCAGAUUGCGAUUGUUGCUUGUCGUUCAGCUGAGCUGUUGAAAAUAAUUUUUUAAAGUAAAACAAACCGUUUUCAAAACGAUGUUUUUAACAGAGAUGGAGAAGAAUGGCACAGAAUGCGGCAAACCAUUGCUCCGAAAAUCAUGCGCCCAAAAAUUGUGGAGGAAAAUAUUGUAAACUUCAAUGCUGUAAGCAAGGAUGCCGUAGCAAGGUUUGUCAAACUAAACGACGCUUGCAAGUUAGAUCACAUUCCUGACUUGGAAAAGGAAUUGAAUCGAUGGUCUUUAGAAGGUAAUCUUACCAUUUACUUCACUUAAAUUGAUAACGAUUAACCAGACGUAAUUAAUUGAUAAACCGAUAAUCGAUAAUAAUCGAUAGUAAUCGAUGUCAAUCAUCGAUGAAUAUCGAUUUCCGAUAUCGAUCAACAGAAAUCGAUAAAGAAAAAAGUUGUUACUUCGAUUAAUAUCGAUGAUUUUCAGAUAGAAGUCGAUAAUGAUUUUUUAUCGAUUACUAUCGAUUCCUUUCGAUUGUUAUCGAUUUUGUCAAUUGAUCAUGAUCGAUAUAUAUUUUUUCUUUGACUUGGAUUUCUAUCGAUUUCCGAUAUCGAUUUUUAUCGGUUAAGUACGCCCGGCGAUUAAUCAUUCUCUAUCGAGGGCCCUGUGAGCAGGAAAGCCCAAAAUUAUAUUUCCAAGCCGAAGUUUUGCCUAAAUCUUUAGUCCUAAGCUCAAGGAAUAGCACAGCUAGCUAGUGAUCGGAGGCCCUUCUGUGUGGGAGGAUUCGAGUUGGAUUCCUAAGUGUGACCUUAAAUUCUUGUUUCGACGUUUUCUUUUCCCGUAAAUGGCCUAGUUCCUCAGUGAGCUUCUUGAUUGCUCAAUUCAAUUCAAUUCAAUUCUUUAUUCACACUAUACAAGAUAUUUACAUAAGUGUACAUACUAGGAAAAUAAAGUAGCUACAAAUAAAAAUUAACUAAAAGAUAUUAAGUUCAUUUGUGUACUUUCUCGUUGGACACCGUCAUGUUGAAAUAAUUGGCAGCAGUAAAGAGUGGAAUAAAAUCUCAAAUAAUAUCAGUGAUAGAACAUAUACUCAUGUCAGAUUUGGUUGGUUAGAAGACAGGACUUCCAUUCUUUUUUAAACUUAUGAUAUGGCAGACACUUGAGACCAGGCGGUACAGUCUCCCAGAUUUUUGGAGCGGAGAAUUUAAAGGACGUCUUACCUAAGUUGGUGGAUACUCUUGGCCUAAAAUAGUUCAGAUUACUGACAAAUCGGGACUGAAUGGAAGCGCCAUAUCACCGCGGGGCCAAAACUCUCGAGCCAGCUUUGUAAGGGGAACCAUAAAAGCCCUCCGUUUUCCCCUGUGCACCUUCCUCGUUAUUAUUCUUGUUAACCAUUGCAGGUAUUGGUACAUUAGCAUUUGAUACUCGCCUUGGAUUGUAUGAAGAUCCUCCGCCUCAGUCAGCACUGGAAUUCACAAAUGCCGUUAACAACUUCUUCGAACUUGCCCAACAGCUUCUGUUCAAUAUAUUUAGCACAAUUGCUCGCCCUUACAUAGACACACCAACCUUUAAGAAGUUCCUUAUCAAUGCCGACGCCUUGUUUGAAAUCGGGCAAGUUUUUGUUGACAAGAAGAUGAGGGAACUGAAUAUAAUGGCAGAGAAGGGAAUUGAUCCGAGUAACGCCCAAGGUGCGUAAACAAUAUACUAAUAGCAGGUUAUUCAACGCGUUUUCCAUAUAACCGCUACGAAGACUGAAAUCACUGCGCAAUAAACUUAGCGGUGACUGACCGGCAACUAUCGCUAAGAUAGAAUUUAGUCAUCUCAGCGAUCAUAUACGUGGAAUCCGCUUUCCACAAAAUGAAUUGCGGUAUUGGCUUUUUUUGGAAAGAAGCGCACCCGUAGGGCUCAGUGCAGCAUAUUUCUUUAGACUACAACGUAGAAUAAAGUUUGAUAACGAUACAUGUACAGAGCUUGAAAGCAAUCAACAAUUCAGUUCUGUUUCAUGGUGGUUCGUACCAGUUUGCAGCUUUUUUGUCCAUUCAACUCACCAAAACGUAAUACUUUAUUUCUGCUCUUUAAUGAAACAAGCGUGCGCAAUUAUUGAUGAUAGACAUGUUAUCAUUCUAGAAAGGGAAUAACUAGAAUGUGAUUGCUGCGGAGCGACCGCAGGGAGCGAGCAGCAACAUAAUCAGGAUUUAAAGGAAAUAUAUAUAGGGGCAACGAAUUCUCGAAUUCAUCACUUUUUACCACAAUGCAUUGCAUUUAACCACACUUUUUACCACAAUGCAUUGCAUUUAACCAGAGUGCAUUGCGCCAGGAACAAGUCAAAUAAUAACACGGGGAAGUUCGCAUCGUUCGCUGCCCAGACUCAGAGUUUUCGUUGUAGCAAAUUUUCUACAGUGCGGUUAGAGGUCUUACCAAAUUUAAGACACGCAGGAGUCUUUCAGAUGAGUACAAUGGUUAACUUGGGGAUUGGAUUUCAAUUCAAGAGCCUUUGACUCGUCCAGGUGUUAAACCUGACGAGAAGAUGAGUAUUUGCUCUUCGACUCCGCAACACGGGGGAUAUACAAAUUCCAGCUUGCUAGAUGUGAACGUGAGAAAAUGUCAUGCCAUGCUAUUCUUAAGAACCUGUAUGAGCCGAAAAUGGAUGUGAUUUUGACCAUUCGCUUCAAAAUAACAGCGGAAAUCGAGAUAACAAAACAUGUUUUGUGUCCUACGUUGCAGACGAGGACGUGUAUCGGCGUUUUGAAAAGCAUUAUUGUGUUCUUUCAUUCAUUCAUUGCCAUGGAAUAUGCGUUUACAUUGUUUUUUACUGCUAAUAGCUCGAUUAAUGCGGCUGGCGAUCAUCUUGCCGGCGGAAGUUUCAUGCAAAAAGCAUUAAAUUAAAGACUUUUCCCACAAUUACUUAAUCAGUCUCUGUGGUGUAGUGGUUAGGUGUAGUCGCGUCGAGUCGAUGGUGCUGGGUUCGAAUCCUAACGAACUUUUUUUUUCCUUCUUUCUUUUUUUUUUUUUUUCCGUUUUUUGUGUUUUUGUUUUCCAUAAAUAUAUAGCUAAAUAACUGUUACUUAAUAAAGUGCAAUAAACAGCAAGAAAAGUAUCGUGUUUCCAGAGAAAUGAUAGUACACCAUAUAUUAAAUAUAUGGAUAAACAAUCUGAAUUUCUAUCAUUUCCUAUAAUUUACUGUGGGAAAACCAGAGUUGAUAACCACUUGAUCAUUUUCUAAACAACGUUCCCACGAGUUCUUUCUAUAGACUGAUAGUACUAUUCUAGUACUUUCCAACAUGUAAAUAGGACAUUCAAUGUCAUUUUCGAUUCUUUCAAGUCCCACUGCCUAACUAAUGCCAGUAUCAACAGAAUGUGCCGCAGCAUUACUAUCUUUUAGAUACCCUAGUUAUAUAUCUAGUCGCUUGACCCGUUUAAUUACGGAAUUAGUAGAAUUAACGGAACAAUGAGGUCAUUUCUUCUCGUCUCGGUAAUAAAGAGUUUCGGCUAGACUGCGAGCAAUCUCUUAUUUUUCUUUUGAGACACGGUAGAAUGCGAGCACGAGAAACGAGGGAACGCGUGAGGGGCGGGCGGCGACAAACGAGGGCAGAGCCUGAGGAAAGAAGGCUAACCUGUCUAUCAGGUCUUUAUGAUGUCAAAAAAAGAAAAAUAGAAAGGCUUAAACGUCUGGAAUUAAGGACCCGUUAGUAAAGUUUAAUUAGGAAGGUUAAGCAACGACGACUGGGACGGCAACGAGAACGUCAAGUUUAAAUUGGUUAAAACAACAACUUUUCCCGUGCAUCACGCUUUUUUGUAUAGUACAUUCGUCACUGCACGACAACGACGUGAACCUUCCUAAUUUCACCUUUUAUGGAGGACAAGAACACAAGACAACGAUUUUCUUUUUCUUAGUAAGCCACAGUCGUUUGGUUUAGAAUUCAACUCCUGAAAAAAUCGCCAACAUUUGAUAAAUUAAAAGUCGAGUUGGAAUAAGAGCGAUGAAGAUUGAGACAGCGCAAAUUCACUUUUUGGGUGACGUUGCUUUAGCCUCCCAUUAUCUAUCUGCAAUGUGAAAUCCCUCUCACAACACCUCAUAAAUAGUUUACUAAGUUAGAGUUCGUUUAAUACCUGGCCAAAAAUAUUAAUGACUAUGUGAAUCCACUGUUACCCUGGGUUCCAGAGGGUACUUUUUUCUUAUCGAUACGGUUUCUUUCAUAUUAGGUAUUUGAGAACAGACCUCUGGAGCCAGGGUAAUCCACUAUUUGUUCUCACUUUCCAUCUCCUUAUCAGUUAAGAUACAAUGAAUUUUGUCGUACUUCUUCUAAUUAGUUGUUCCACUACUGGCAUAUUUACUCAUGAAGGAAGACCUUACUCCCGAGGAGGUUAAUGGACAUGCAAUUGAUAUUGUUACUGCCGGUGUUGACACGGUAAGAUACCUGGAGUUUUGAAAGCCGGGUUGGCAAAAAAAUCAACUCAUUCUAUUACCUGGCAAUUUACAACAAUAAAAAAUCACUCAAAGACCGAUUAAAAGCCUUUAUCUGACCCCAGGCAGUACGUCAAUGGUCCCCAGUAGCAUUUCACUGGGCCCAAAUUUAAUCUGACUCCGUGAAGCUUCAAGCCGGUGUCCGCGUUUCAGUCUAAAAAUUUUCAAGUCGAGUGAAUUGCUGUCAAAAGUGCCUGGUUAAGGCGGGGUUAAGGUUUACAUAACAACUUAUAUAGCUAGCAAAAUACUACUAUUUUCUCGGGCCGAUAAAUGACAGGAUUUUGCAUGGAAUAGCUACAAUAAACAUUGAAACAUAGCACACAAAUUAUCACCCCUUAUCUCCUCAAACAGGCUUAUGGAUAGACUGCGAGCAGUCCCUUAACUUCAGAUUUAGUGAGGGGAUCAGUCACGCGCGUGGUCAUUUGCUUAUCUCGCGUGUUUCGCUCAGUGGACGAAGAAAAAAAGAGACUGCUCGUAGUCUAUAGCCUAUGGAUAAAAGCCAAGUGCCCGCUGAUCCAAUUUUCCAAAGCUUAGAAUUUGUUUUCUAAGGCACAGUCACCUAAGCUAACACCGACAAAGCGUUUUUAUGCUUGGUACAAGACUAGCUUCCCACGCAGGCGUUUUUAGGGGAGCUCGUUUUCCAUCCCUCCCCACAGAGGAACGAAACACGAGCUCCCCUAAAAACGCCUGCGUGGGAGGCUAGGUACAAGACAAGCGACCCAAUAAGGUAACUUUCUGUUUCAGCCCUGAUCAGAGUAAUUGAUCGGUUUAUCCAAAUGAAAUUAAACGAGACUACGGUAAGAUAUUGGGCGAUGAUGCUCUCCGGCCGAAAACGUUUCUCAAAGUGACGAAUAACGAAAUAUAAACUGCUAAGCGGUAAUGAAACAGUAAGAUUCUAUCUUGCGCAGAUGGAAAAAUUAAAGUUUUUCUUUUUUUGCCUCUUUCCCGUGCAGACAUCGAACGCUACUUUGUGGUGGUUGUAUAAUUUGGCGCGAUUUCCUACCGUCCAAGAAAAGGUUUACCAAGAAAUAAAAAGUGUUUUGGGAAACGAUAGGGAAGUGACACCUCAGCAUCUCGCUAAACUACGUUAUCUUAAGGCGUGUCUUAAGGAGUCCAUGAGGUAAAACUAUGAAUUCAAAAGAAGAUAAAUUGUACUAUUACAUUUUUAUUGCUUAAUGUAAUCGGGGUUUAGGGGCUUCUUCUACCCUGGGUACCAGAGGUUUUUUCUCGCGUGCGACGAGGAGCUUUCGUAGUGUGUCGGCCGCAGGCCGACAUCGGGGUAAGGGUGGAAGCCAUGUAUUUUUUCUCUCUAAAAAUGGAUAUAUAGCAAAAAACAAUGAUUUCCCUUGUCCAAUUCUUUUCCCACAAUAUCGCAAAAUUCCGAAAAUACGCCCCGUUUUUUCCGCCAGAAAGGGUCGAGCUUUAAACAAAGUGAGUAAAAAAGAAAACAAUUCUGCCUUCUUAUUCUUGUUGUUUUUUAGACUGACUCCAAGUACUACAGCCAAUGUCAGGUUUUUGGACGAGGAUGUGGUUUUAUCGGGAUACCAUGUUCCAGCUCAAGUAAGUGGUAGGACCGUCCUGCUAAAUUGUCGGCCUCCUGACAUUUAAGAGUGGGGAACCAAGGGUGGGUACUCCCACAAAUUUCGGAUGAGUUUGUACCGUAUAGGGUCUUAAACCCAGACCCCAUUAGCAUGGAUCGUUACAUAUUGAUCUUGUGCCCCUUUCUGGGUAUCUCUUUCAUAACGAAAAUCCAAUAUGACUUAGGCCCGUUUCAAACGUCGUGCUACUGCCGUGCCGAACUCAAUUGAUCGAAUUAAAUUCGACUUUAGUUCGGAAGUAGCGCGACGUUUGAAACCAAGUCGUGCUACUGCUGUGUAGCAGGGCAAGCCUUGCCGUGCUACACGGCAGUAGCUCGACUUGGUUUCAAACGUCGCGCUACUGCCGUGCUGAACUCAAUUCAUAAAUUAUAAAUACAUUAGAAUACAUUUAAAAGUUUGCAAAGCCGUUUCUUUAUUCUUGUGUUAUGUUUUCGGCAACAGCCGUUCUAUUCGAGUGAAUUAAAUUCGACGUCUGAAACCAAGUCGUGCUAAUGUCGCGCUGCAGUCGAGCUACAGUCGAGCCAGCUUAGCACGGCAGUAGCACCACGUUUGAAACAGGCCUUAAUCAUACAAUUUGACUGGGACUAGAGGGUGGGGACAUUUGUGUUGGUUUGGCAGAGGGUGGGGCCCUACGUUCUUCGUCCCAUGGUCAAUGUCGUAAGAUAAGAAACACUAAAGUUAGAAACCUUUUUUUAAAGUUCUCAUCACUAUAAAUGACUUUUUACAGACUCUUAUCUCGAUGGAGUUAUAUGCAACGACACGCUUAGACAAGUACUUCAAAGAUCCUUUGGAGUUUAAACCGGAACGCUGGCUAAGAGGGACUAAAGAUGUUCAUUCUUUUUCUCAUCUGCAGUUUGGAUUUGGGCCUCGUAUGUGUGUUGGUAAGAAGAGACGUUAUUCCUUGUAUGUUAGUUCGGUAACUGAGAGGGUGAUGUAAUCAAACUUGGAUCGAUACAGUGACUCAUGUCCUCCUGAGGCACUCACAAGAAUAUUCUCAUUUUAAGUCUCAGAAUAUACUAUGUAAUAAUUUAGUUAGUUUAAUGUUUUUUUUUCCAAUUUUGGUCUAGACAUGUUCCGUUUUUUGAGCACAUGCUGAAUGAGAGAAUUACGAAAUCCUUUUGCUCUCGACCGCUCACCAACGUUUUGACACAAAAAUCAAACGCCCGACCGGGCGGGCCUCAUUUUGGGUCAAAAUCCCCCCUAAGGAGUUAAACUCCAGUCAAAUGCCCGAGAUAUGCCCGGGGGGAGAGAGCAGAUCAAUCUUUUUUCUACAAUUUGAUACCCAGGAAAAUUGUGGAGAUGUAUGAGGGCUGGUGGCAGACAGUGGGGAUGUAUGGUUAAAAAAAAAAAAAAGCACCACAAAUGAAACUUUGUCCCAAUUUCUCCAUUGCAGAAAAAUUAAGCAGUUUGCUAGCUUAAUCAAUGUCCUUUAGUGAGAUUAUGAUUUUGAUUUCGUUGUUAUUGUUGUUAGGUCGGGGGAGGGGGCUUGUUUUCAGCCAUACAGUAUGCUGAGACUUCAGUAUUAAAGCAUAAUCUGCACUUUUCUUGUAGGUCGUCGUGUGGCUGAGUUAGGGAUGUACGUGCUAAUAUGCAGGGUCAGUACUGUUAUAUCUGGAAACGUUGUACAUCUCUUCAGAAAAUGAGACUGUUACCCACCCCUCUGCAUGUUUUUCUUUCCCCUUUCAAUCAUCCUACUCCCCCUCAUCCUUCUCCUCCCCUCCACUGUCCUCCUCCUCCUCGUCCUCCUUCUCUUUCAUCUCGUCCUCUCCCGCCAUCCCCCUCUUCCUCCUUCCCAGUCUCGCCUCCCGUCUUCCUCCUUUCCUUUUUUCUUACUUUUAAUCUCUCUUUAUUGCAGUUACUUCAGAGAUUUCGCCUCGAGUAUCACCACGAGCCACUAGAAAUACGUCAAAAGAUGCUUACUGUUCCCGACAAACCGGUCAAAAUCAAGUUUAUCGAACGUUUUUGAGAACGUUACAAGGGAAAGGUUCUACAGCUUCUUACAACACCCUUUUUAGAAUCUGAUUCAGACCGGAAAGGGUUUUUGAGGCUCCCUCGGCUUAAAUUUAAACAACUUUUACACCAUCGUCUAUGCUCUUGGCGCCUCGUGGCACAUAAGGCCUCAAACCAUUAUGGUCGCCAAACUUAGGGACUUUUAUUUAGAAAUAUUUUUUAAGUCUUUGUGAUGUAUACAUCAAAUAUUGACCUUACCCUGGCAACCGAAAUUGGCUGGCAUGUUUUCCAUAACCUAUUCACAUAACAACAAAAACAAAAAAAAAAACGUUUUAUGUCUAGCUAUUCCAUUUGCAAGCAGGAUAAAUUUAUUUAAUUAAUUCAAAAUGGCGGAUGAUUCAAGUUCCUUCCUAUAUUGUAAACGACUGACGUCACUGACGUCACUGUUAUUAUCAAAAUUUAUCAGUGUGAUAUCCAAACUCAUGAUUUUACCAGACACAUCCCUAGUUAGUGUUUUUGUUUUAUAUCUCUUUAUAGAGGGAAGAAUGAUGAGACGCAGGUGGAUUCCGCCCAUAAAUGUAAAAGCAUGCCGUCGUCAUUACGUCCCAUUACCUCAUCGUGUCUCUCACAUACCCGAAAAUUUGUAAUUUGCCGACAAUUACAUUCUGUGCUGACGCAUUCCCUGCUCACAGAUGUCCUUUUAUAAAGUUUUUUCUAAAUUAGUGUCUUUAUAGUUAAAAAAUUGACUAGAACGCGCGAGCGUGAAUUGAUCAAACCUUUUAAUUUUUAAGACUUACUUUCCGGCUAAUGAACUGUAUGUAAAAAGUGAAAGAGAAAUAGCAAAAAAAUCCAACUUCUAAUCAGAUCUUUUCUUAAGGUUUAGAAUAAAAUAUUCUCGAAACUGAGAAUGUUUUGAUCAAAGAUGUAAAAAUCCAACCGAAUCAGUGCAGGAAACCUUGCGUUUCGUGUUUUUAUUUCACUUAUUAUAUUGUAUGGAAUAUAUGUGUGAACAUCUUCAUUAUGAAUGGGUAUAUUUCAAAGAGCUACACAACGACCAAGGAUACAAUUGACCGACAAUAUAUAGAGCGGGGGCAGAUGUAGUGUCAACUACUACGAGUAGUGUUUUAAACAUCAGACUUCAGCUGCCGGCCUGAGCUGCGGUUUAUAGUAAUAUAAAAAACCUUUUUAAAAUUUGUGGCCUAAUCUUAAUUUUCCUCAUCUUCCAAGGUAUCUUAUCUUAAGUUAAUCACUACACACACGCCAAUGCCAACGACCGCAAACACAAUAAUUUGGCAUUUAUUGACAUUAUGGACAAAGAGUUAGCAAAUACAUCUGCUUGUAGUCCUCGAAACACGGUGCAUUGCUCAAGUAUAUGA
Porites lobata is the source of this 11426-nucleotide messenger RNA. The record is from the annotation of a GenBank genome assembly. Lineage: Eukaryota; Metazoa; Cnidaria; Anthozoa; Scleractinia; Poritidae.